CCCCGUAACACCCGCGCUAGUGAGUCGAGAAUCCGUCGAGUUCGCACCCUUUCUGGCCUUACCACCCAGCACCACACCGAUCCAUCUCCUUUCUGUUUUAGCAUCCCAUCCGGUUAGGAGGAAAGCAAAACCAGUUGCGGUUGAAUACCGACGACGUCAUUGCAUAUUUCCGUUGCACUGAAGUAACAUUGAGAUAGAAAGAGAACGAACGACAGACUGCAUCCGCACUCGCUACCUGCCCCCUUCACGUGCGUGCGCUUUGUAAAACAUACAUCGCAAAAGAGAAUCCGCAGCGUUAACGCGUCCCGCCCAGUUCAAGGCCAACGGAUUUUGAAUUAGUUUUCCCGAAGUCGCAACCUGUGAAAAUGUUCAGUGGAAUAUCUGCUUCGUUGAAGAGUCUUGGUAGCAAGGCCGAGGGUCUAUUCGACAAGAAGAAAAAGGAGGCCCAGGACAUGGCCAACGAAAAGGUUCAGGCUGCCUCCAGCAUGGCGGAAGAGCAAGCUAAAAAAACACAGGAGACCUUCAGCAAGACUAAAUCCGACGCAGAAGCUCUGGCCACAUCAGCAGCCAACGAAGUGGAUGCCACGAAACAGCAGGCCACUGCUGCAGCUGAAACAACGUCGCAGGCGGCAGGAACGCUGAUGGACCACGCCAAGCAGGCGGCCGAAAACGCCAUCCAGCAGAGCGCAGUCGUGGUCGAAAAGGCCGUCGAGGAACAGAUGAAGGCUGCCGAGGAGAAGGUUGACGAGGGCAUGAAGCUGGCCAGCGAACACGUUGAUCGAAAACUGCAGGAGGCGAACCGAUUGGCUGAUGAAAAGCGGGGUGAGCUAGAACAGAAAGUAAAUGAUGUCGCUACAAAGGCUCAAGACACGGCCACAGCCGGGGCAACCGGAUUACUCGGAAAACUAAACCUGGGUCCGAAGUAAGCCAGAAACAACAUGUGUCCGAGCCUUACCACUGUGGAAUGGAUCGGCAGGGAAUCUCCCUAGAAGAUAUUAAAUGCUCCUGCACAGAUCUGAGCCACCGCCGGCGUGCACCAGAUCCUUAUUUCGCCAUCCGCGUGCAUUCGAUGUGCUCGUUCAACGUGAUGUUUUUAAGCUUUUUGAAAGAUUUUUUAAAACUACGAAUAAUGUAUAUUAGCAUGUGUAGCACGACACUAGAAGUUUAGAACCAAUGCUCUUUCGCACUGUCAAUGAGAGGCCAAAAGGGUGGUAGCCACCGAUGAAUUUGCAUGCCUCGUACAAAAUCAUCAUGUUGACAAGAUUGCCUUAUGCCAUUGAUGGAAGAUAGCGCCAGCCAUCCGGUCGCAAAUGAACAAUUGCUAGAAUAGGAAAUGGCAGAACUUCCGCCGGUACGAUUAAACAAUAGAAACGUAUUACCUGCAGCGAUUGGGUGAUACUCUUUCGCCAAAUGAGUAGACAAAUACCUCAUUUGAUCAAGUAACUUUUCUUUAACCAAAAAAGCUUUUCAAAAGCUUCUACACAGUGUUAAAGUUAACAUCUUUCAUUUUCUUGAACCAAAACUAAUUGAAUCCAGAUUUUCAUUUAAACCAUUCGUCGGUGAAAGCAUUCGGUAGUAAAUCGAUAAAAUUAAAAAACAAUGCGUUAAGACGAUAUAUAUUAGCACAAUCAACUGCAUAUAGAUCCACAGUUAUUGUUGGCAUGCUGUAAAAGCUCCCAAACAGUUGGAGGCUAUUAAAAGAUUGUGGUUUAAUAUUUUGAAUUUUAUUUUUUUGUUUCCCAAAGAUUGAUGGAAAUUGCUUUUUAUAUUGUAACAGCAAACAAAUAAAUAAUAUGUAAGC
This is a messenger RNA of Anopheles nili, 1801 nucleotides long. RefSeq names its product signal recognition particle receptor FtsY. The record is from RefSeq and is a predicted model, not a curated record. Lineage: Eukaryota; Metazoa; Arthropoda; Insecta; Diptera; Culicidae. Bases 366 to 926 code for a protein of 186 amino acids. The transcript has 4 exons.